CACAUAUUUUAAAAAUUACAUGGGUCAAGAUCAGGGUUCAGUAUAAAACUAGUGUGUGAAAUCAGUAAUUGUAGAACUGAUAAAAAUUAUUAACCAUCCCUUUUCAGUUGUUCCUAUCUAACCUCUCAAUACGAUAAUCCAAAUGUUUGUUGCUGUUUAUUGAUGGAGAGCCAAAGUAGCAUGCAAACAAGGCUUCUGACCUAAAACUGUGCAGCUUGCUCAUUCAGGAGCACCACUGUCUUCAAAAUAUUUGGACAAAGACUGUUGGUGAGAAGAACUGGCAGCUACUCACCAGGUGGGGAUUAGAGGCAACAAAGGCUCACAACCUCAGGGCUUAUACAGGAGGUCUCCUAUAAUGUCCUACUUUCUAGAGGAAUUCCCUGCUAAUGAGGAAGCCAGUUGGCUGUUUACCUAGUGCCAUCUGGAGACCUGGAAGUGUCACAGAAGUUUCUUAGGCUUUUUAGAUGUUGACUUUGUGGACUUGCCUACUGACAGGUGGUGACCUUCACUGGGUUCAGUGCAGGGAACGAUGGCGUUGGGUUUGACUCCUUCCAGCAUUCAGGCAGAAAUGCCAUUCAACCCCUUCCCACACCUAUUGCCUGUUUAAUGGCCACUUGGCCUCUUCACUGCCAUUUGGUGGCAUCCACUCCCCCCAGACUUCUUUCUCCUACUUAGGAGUUCCAAAUCAGAUCUUCUUGCCCAAUCUGGCUCCAUUCUGCAUGUGCCCAUUUGAUGAUGAAACAGGGUCAACUUGGAUUUCUAAGGGUGAAGACAAAAUACCCCCGACACUACCUUCCAGUAGUUGUUUUAAACCUUUACUGGUUUGAAGGACUUGUUAUCCUAGUUAAUAGAUAGGACAUUACCAUAAUCCAAGAAAUUAGAGUCUUGUAUAUAAAGCCCAACUCUAGUUUGUCAUUAGUGGCCGUGAAGUCAUGUGGAAACCUAAAAGCAAGUUUAGUUCAUAUUUUGCUUAAAUAUUUUAAAUGAAAAAAUAUUCUACUGGGUGGGAUGCUGAAAAAUCUCUACACAUUGAUGUGUUUUACUUCUUGAUUAGGGUAAUUUUGCUUGCAUAAAAAGGUCUUUGAAAUGCCUCAUGGUAAUAGAACUUUUUAUGUCUAUAAGUCAAAAUGGCUCAGUUCUGACAAUUUUUACAUUUAAGGUACAAUUUGGGAGUGGGUUUCAAAUAUCUCUUGAUUAUUCUUCUAAAUUAUUUGGUCAUAUGUUUUUAAUUGGCAAAAAAUAACCAGACUUCAAAAAUUGGUCAUUUUUAUUCCAUCCAAGUUACUGGUGAGUGGCUUAUUUAAUAAAAACAUGUCUGUAAUUUAACACAAAUAGCACAUACAGCUGUUCAUUUGUCAAUCUUUUUGCCUGCACGAAGCAUCUUAAAACAGUUUUGCUGAAGGAUAGGGUCACCAAGAGGGGAAAUCUGUCAUUUUAAAUAAUUCUUCCCCUAAGGCAAUCGCAUCACCAGCCACUAGGUUAGGUGAGGUGGGUGCUGGCACAAGCGUCCUUCAUGGCUAGACGAGGGAUAUUGAGAAAGCUGAGAGAAUCGUGAUCUUUUGUUUUUUUCUGAGCUGAAAGCUACCAGCGAGAAGAUUAACUUCAUUCCUACGGAGAAACGAUUGUCCGAAAGCACAGAGCCAAUUGGUAACGACGCGGGCCGCUCACACCGGGCUCCUGGUCCCGAGAGCUCCGAGCCACAACCGCUGCUGCCAGCCUUCGCCCACGUGUGCAUCAGGGUGUUGUAAAGUGAGUCAUGCCGACAAAACAAGGCGGGAAAGUCCAGCCUUGAUCUUCAGGAGCAGCGUUCUCGGGGGCCGGAGCCAGAGGAGGCGCCCGGAGAAGGGCGCCCUCGACUCGGUGGGAGCCCUGCGGGCCCCCGGUCCUUGCCGGGAGCAUCUUCACCUCGCUCCCCUUCCUCCGAAGUUGCGGAGGUGCCGGGAAGAGGAGGGGCCUCGCCUCGGGCGCCCGAGUGAUUGGCUGCCCGGGGCCCUUGGCGAGGGCUGUGUGGUCCAGCCCGGGUGGAGAGGGGCGGAGCGGCCACUGCUCCAACCACCGCCACCACCGCCACAGUCGCAGCCGCUGCAGCCUCGGCCGCCGGGCAAGUAGCUCCGAUCCGCGGCUUCCUGAGCGCCCCGACGCGGACCGCGGCGCCGCGCUCUGCUCGCCCCGCGCCCGAGCCAUGCGCGGCCGCCGUGCGUAAUCGCCGCGCCGCCACCGACCUGACCCUCGCGCGCGGUCCCUGACCCGAGAGGAGCUUCCCGGACACGCAGCUCCCGCGGGCUCCGUCGGCCCCUCGCAGCCAUGCCCCGGGCGACUGCUCUCGGGGUCCCGGUGCCACUGUUGCCGCCUCUCCUGCUGCUGCUAGCGCCGCUGCCCCGCGGCGCCGGGGGGCUCGCGGAGCUCUCGGACGCCGCCCCGGACUAUUCGGCGCUGGAAGGCGAGGAGGGCGCGGAGCAGCAGCUGGAGCAUUACCACGACCCGUGCAAAGCCGCUGUCUUUUGGGGAGACAUUGCCUUAGAUGAAGAGGAUCUGAAGUUAUUUCACAUCGACAAAGCCAGAGACUGGAUCAAGCAGUCGGGAGAGGAAGGGGGACAUAGCACAGGUGGACUGGAGGAACAGCCAUCUGAGGGCUGGGAGAAUGCAACAGCUGCCAACACCAGCAGUGAGGAAGCUAGCAAGGAUGGCGAGGACAAUGCCAUGCUCCUGCACAGCCCCCGGACCUCGGAUGCCCUAGCUGAGACCUUUUCUCCACGCGUCCGAAGAGCCACAACCUCGAGGACAGAGAGAAUAUGGCCUGGAGGGGUCAUCCCCUACGUCAUCGGUGGGAACUUCACUGGAAGCCAGAGGGCCAUUUUCAAGCAGGCCAUGAGACACUGGGAGAAGCACACCUGUGUGACCUUCGUAGAAAGGACUGAUGAGGAGAGCUUCAUUGUAUUCAGUUACAGAACCUGUGGCUGUUGUUCCUAUGUUGGGCGCCGAGGAGGAGGCCCACAGGCCAUAUCCAUUGGGAAAAACUGUGACAAGUUUGGCAUUGUGGCGCACGAGUUGGGCCAUGUGGUUGGGUUCUGGCAUGAACACACCCGGCCAGAUAGAGACCAGCAUGUCACCAUCAUCAGAGAGAACAUCCAACCAGGUCAGGAGUAUAAUUUCUUAAAAAUGGAAGCUGGGGAAGUGAGCUCUCUGGGAGAGACCUACGACUUUGACAGCAUCAUGCACUACGCCCGGAACACCUUCUCAAGAGGAGUUUUCUUAGACACCAUCCUCCCCCGCAGAGACGACAAUGGCAUCAGGCCAACCAUUGGCCAGCGCGUGCGGCUCAGUCAGGGAGACAUCGCUCAAGCCAGGAAGCUGUACAAAUGCCCAGCAUGUGGGGAGACCCUGCAGGACACAACAGGAAACUUUUCUGCACCUGGUUUCCCAAAUGGCUACCCUUCUUACUCCCACUGUGUCUGGAGGAUAUCGGUCACACCAGGGGAAAAGAUCGUCCUGAACUUCACAUCCAUGGAUUUGUUUAAAAGCCGCCUGUGCUGGUAUGACUAUGUGGAGGUCCGGGAUGGUUACUGGAGAAAAGCCCCCUUAUUGGGUAGGUUUUGUGGCAAUAAAGUCCCGGAGCCCCUCACCUCCACGGACAGCCGGCUCUGGGUGGAGUUCCGGAGCAGCAGCAGCAUCUUGGGCAAGGGUUUCUUCGCGGUGUACGAAGCUACGUGUGGGGGAGACAUUAACAAAGACGCUGGUCAGAUUCAAUCUCCCAACUACCCCGAUGACUACAGACCUUCCAAGGAAUGUGUUUGGAGGAUUACGGUUUCAGAAGGGUUUCACGUGGGACUUACCUUCCAAGCUUUUGAGAUCGAAAGGCAUGACAGCUGUGCCUACGACUACCUGGAGAUCCGCGAUGGCCCCACGGAGGAUAGCGCCCUGAUUGGCCAUUUUUGUGGCUAUGAGAAGCCAGAAGAUGUGAGAUCGAGCUCCCACAGAAUGUGGAUGAAGUUUGUGUCCGACGGCUCUAUCAAUAAAGCGGGCUUUGCAGCCAAUUUUUUCAAGGAGGUGGACGAGUGUUCCUGGCCAGAUCACGGCGGGUGUGAGCAGGGCUGUGUGAACACUCUGGGCAGCUACAAGUGCUCCUGUGAUCCUGGCUACGAGCUGGCCGCCGACAAGAAGACGUGUGAAGUGGCCUGUGGUGGUUUUAUUACCAAGCUGAACGGGACCAUCACCAGCCCGGGGUGGCCGAAGGAGUACCCCACCAACAAGAACUGCGUCUGGCAGGUGGUGGCCCCUGCCCAGUACAGGAUCUCCCUUCAGUUUGAAGUGUUUGAGCUGGAAGGCAAUGACGUCUGCAAGUAUGACUUUGUGGAGGUCCGCAGCGGCCUGUCCCCUGAUGCCAGGCUGCACGGCAAGUUCUGUGGCUCUGAGAUGCCCGAGGUCAUCACCUCCCAGAGCAACAACAUGCGUGUGGAGUUCAAGUCAGACAACACGGUCUCCAAGCGUGGCUUCAGAGCCCACUUCUUCUCAGACAAGGACGAGUGUGCCAAGGACAACGGCGGGUGCCAGCACGAGUGUGUCAACACGUCCGGGAGCUACCUGUGCCGCUGCAGGAACGGGUACCGGCUCCAUGAGAACGGGCACGACUGCAAGGAAGCCGGCUGUGCCCACAGGAUCAGCAGUGCGGAGGGGACCCUGGCAAGCCCCAACUGGCCUGACAAGUACCCCAGCCGGAGGGAGUGUACCUGGAACAUCUCUUCCACUGCGGGCCACCGGGUGAAACUUACAUUUAACGAGUUUGAGAUCGAGCAGCACCAAGAAUGUGCUUACGACCACCUGGAGCUGUACGACGGGCCUGACAACCAGGCCCCCCUCCUUGGCCGCUUCUGCGGCAGCAAGAAACCGGACCCCGUGGUGGCUUCAGGCAGCAGCCUGUUUCUCAGGUUCUAUUCAGAUGCGUCUGUGCAGAGGAAAGGCUUCCAGGCAACUCACAGCACAGAGUGCGGGGGCAGGCUGAAGGCUGAAGUGCAGACCAAAGAGCUGUAUUCCCACGCCCAGUUUGGGGACAACAACUACCCGAGCCAUGCCCGCUGCGACUGGGUGAUUGUGGCCGAGGACGGCUACGGCGUCGAGCUGAUCUUCCGGACCUUUGAGGUGGAGGAGGAGGCCGACUGUGGGUACGACUACAUGGAGGCCUACGACGGCUACGACAGCACCGCGCCCAGGCUCGGCCGCUUCUGCGGCUCUGGGCCACUGGAAGAGAUCUACUCUGCAGGAGAUUCUCUGAUGAUUCAGUUCCACACAGAUGACACCAUCAACAAGAAAGGCUUUCAUGCCCGAUACACCAGCACCAAGUUCCAGGAUGCCCUGCACAUGAAGAAAUGACAUCAGUGUUCAUGAAAGACGGGAACUGAGAAUGUGUUUUAUGACAAUAGCACCUUGUGAAUCUGCCCUAAACCAAUGUAGAGUUGUUGUGUUUUUUUGUUUUUUGUUUUUUUUUUCUUCUCAAACAAGAACUCAAAAUCUAGUCUUGGAGGUAUGUAUCUGGUAAGGUUCAGCCAAGAAGGAGGAGGGAAGAUGUUUGAUUCUGGUCAUAAUGUUAUCAAUCAUGGACUUUGAGAGAAGAUUAAGGUUUUGAAAUCACCUGCCACUCAAGCUAUGCCUGGUCAUACUCAUUCUCCUGUCCCUUUCUCCUGUGGGGCAAGAUGCCCGCCCUUGGGUUGGUCAUGCCUCUAUUUCUAGACAUGCUUUGCCAGGUGCCAGGCAAUGUGACUGUGUCCUGGAGACUCAGGCUGUCUUCUGUCCACACUGAGCAGUGAGGAUAAAUGCUGGGCCAUGGCUGUUUUGUGACUCACAGCUUUGGCUGGAGAUUUUCGCUUUCUGUCUGCCAGGGACAUGUCAACCAGGAACCCUGAGAAUACAGAUCUCAGGCCUGGAAAAGAACUUAUAGGAGGCAGUGCACAGAGGGACCUGGAGUGUGAGCAUCACUUUCACCACACUGGUAGACCUCAAGCCUUCCCUCUAAGUCU
Mustela erminea (ermine) is the source of this 6011-nucleotide messenger RNA. RefSeq names its product tolloid like 2 (gene TLL2). The coding region runs from base 2305 to 5367 and encodes 1020 amino acids. NCBI's taxonomy places the organism in Eukaryota, Metazoa, Chordata, Mammalia, Carnivora, Mustelidae. The transcript has 21 exons. Gene Ontology annotation, biological process: proteolysis. The record is from RefSeq and is a predicted model, not a curated record. Gene Ontology annotation, molecular function: calcium ion binding; metalloendopeptidase activity; zinc ion binding.